This is a messenger RNA of Metschnikowia bicuspidata var. bicuspidata NRRL YB-4993, 153 nucleotides long. RefSeq lists its product as uncharacterized. The record is from RefSeq and is a predicted model, not a curated record. The annotation marks the transcript as partial. NCBI's taxonomy places the organism in Eukaryota, Fungi, Ascomycota, Pichiomycetes, Serinales, Metschnikowiaceae. The transcript has a single exon.
AUGCCAGACUUAUUCGACAACUUUUUCGGACGCAUCGCGACUUCCAUGAACGGAGGGAAAAGUAAGCCUCGUUACGGCGGCUCUUCUAUGGUCAAUUCAGGUCCAUUCUAUAGUUAUCACAGUUCCAGCACAAACAACAACUAUUGGUUGCCC